Messenger RNA from Arachis ipaensis, 2050 nucleotides. RefSeq names its product RNI-like superfamily protein. Gene Ontology annotation, molecular function: protein binding. NCBI's taxonomy places the organism in Eukaryota, Viridiplantae, Streptophyta, Magnoliopsida, Fabales, Fabaceae. Gene Ontology annotation, cellular component: SCF ubiquitin ligase complex. The record is from RefSeq and is a predicted model, not a curated record. Gene Ontology annotation, biological process: SCF-dependent proteasomal ubiquitin-dependent protein catabolic process.
AUCUGAGUCUCAGAAUCAAAGCAGAGAGAGAGAGAGAGAGAAAGACUGAAAGAGAGUGAAAAACUCCAACAAACAAUUCCGUUGGCGUUGGACCCUAAAAAAAGUGUUGAGAGCUUUCAAUAAAAAAACUAUUCAUAUUCCCACAUUUUCCGAUUUCUGAAUCGAAUGAAAUUUGACGCAGAAGAAGACGCUGGUGCAGCACUUGAACGAAUAACAACAACACCGCAACCACUUAAACGAUGUCGUUUCCACCUUCCAACAACAAUACCCAGAACCAGAAUCAGCAUAAUGCGAUUAUAAAGAACCCUAACCCUAACAAUUUCCCAAUUUCUUCUCCCACAAAGAAGAGAGCUUCAAGGUGGUCCGAUAUCUGGCUCAAGACCAACACCAACGCCAAGAAUAAUAAUCCCCUCAACUCCAUGGUCGUUGCUAUGCAGCUUCACUCUCUCUCUUCUUCCCCCAAACACCCGAAAUCGAUUCCCAAUUUCUCAAUCAUGGACCGAACCCUACUCUUAUCCGACGAGCUUCUUUUGAAGAUCCUCGCCAAGCUUCCAGAUUCUCAGAGGAACUCAAAUUCCCUCGUUUGCAAGCGGUGGCUCAACCUCCAGGGUCGACUCGUUCGUUCCCUCAAGGUAUUGGACUGGAACUUCCUCUUGUCUGGUAGGUUGAUUCACAGGUUCCCGAACCUAAAUCACGUUGAUUUGGUCUCUGGGUCUUUGAUUUCUCCGAGAAAUUCCGGAAUUUGUUUGAGCCAUCGUAAUCUUUCCAUGCAUGUUGAUUCUGGGUCUUCGCCAAGUUGGUGUUUUGGUGAGGAGAAUUUGCUCCCUGUUGAGGUCAUUGACAAUGGCCUAAUUGCUCUUGCCGGUGGCUGCCCCAAUUUGCGCCGGCUUUCGGUGAUCGGAGCCAGCGAGAUGGGCCUGCUGAGUGUGGCUGAGGAGUGUUCCACAUUGCAGGAGCUUGAGCUGCAGAGGUGCAGUGACAAUGUACUUCGAGGGAUCGCGGCUUGCGCGAAUUUGCAGAUCUUGAAACUUGUGGGGAAUGUUGAUGGUUUGUACACUUCAGUUGUGUCUGAUAUUGGGUUAACCAUUUUGGCUCAGGGGUGUAAGAGGCUGGUGAAGCUUGAGCUAAGUGGGUGUGAAGGUAGCUUUGAUGGGAUCAAAGCCAUUGGCAAGUGUUGCCAAAUGUUGGAGGAGUUGACUUUUUGUGAUCACAGGAUGGAUGAUGGGUGGUUGGCAGCACUCUCAUUUUGUGAGAAUUUGAAGACACUGAGGUUCCAGUCUUGCAAACGGAUCGAUCAUAAUCCAGGUUUAGAGGAGUAUUUGGGUUCUUGCGAGGCACUCGAACGGCUUCAUUUGCACAAAUGCCAGCUGCGCGACAAGAAGAGCGUUGCGGCCAUGUUUUCCGUGUGCAGGGCUGCAAAGGAGAUCAUUAUUCAGGAUUGUUGGGGAUUGGACAAUAGCAUGUUUAGCUUCGCAAAUGUUUGCAGGCGGGUAAAAUUGUUGUACUUAGAAGGAUGCUCAAUGCUAACAAAUGAAGGUUUGGAAUCUGUAAUCCAUUCUUGGAAGGAGCUUCAGAGCCUUAAAGUAGUGUCAUGUAAGAACAUAAAGGACAGUGAAAUCUCUCCUGAACUAGCAACCUUAUUCACCACUCUCAUAGAUUUGAAAUGGAGGCCAGACACCAAAUCACUUCUUCCAUCAAGUCUUGCCGGAAUAGGCAUGGGUAAGAAAGGUGGUAAAUUUUUCAGGAGGGUGUGAUAUGUAGUUAUCCAAAUUGUCUUAGAACAGGGAAAAAAAAAAAGAACAGAUGUUAUUUUCACUGACAGUGAAAAUUUGUACCAAUAUGUAGUAGUCACUUUGUUACUGUUAACUUAGAUGUUGACGGUUGAAAUAUCAUUGUUGUUUUCUUCCGUCCAACUAAGGGAAUAGCAUAGAAAAAUGUAAUUAUGUAUAAGUCUAACCCAGUUCACUUGAUGUAGAAAUUGGGUACCUUAGCUUGUUCCCUUACUUGCAUUCUUUUUCUUCCAUAGAUGAAAGUUCAGUUCAAAUAACCA